Molecule: messenger RNA, 2298 nt
Organism: Schizophyllum commune H4-8
Lineage: Eukaryota; Fungi; Basidiomycota; Agaricomycetes; Agaricales; Schizophyllaceae
Product: OPT superfamily oligopeptide transporter
Exons: 12
Coding region: 1-2298 (765 amino acids)
Biological process (GO): transmembrane transport
Molecular function (GO): oligopeptide transmembrane transporter activity
Source: RefSeq, a predicted model, not a curated record
AUGGAGUUUGACUUUGACGCGAUCGAGGAGGAGGACUCGCCGUACCCAGAAGUACGAGCGUCGGUCUCCAACAUCGACGACCCGGACAUGCCCGCGCUCACGCUGCGGACAUGGUUCAUCGGUCUCCUGUUGUCCCUGGUAUCUGGCGGGUUGAACACAUUCUUCAAUUUCCGACAACCUGCGCCCAGCAUCAUCUCUAUAGUCCUGCUUCUAAUUGCCUAUCCCAUCGGCCGCUUCUUCGCCUUUUGCUUGCCAAUCACAACUUACCGCAUCCCGCUACCCCAUCUACCACGGUUCAUCCCUCAGUCCGAAGGCUCCUGGCUCCGCAAGAAGCUCCACUAUACGCUCUCUCGAUGGUCACAACCUCGCAGCCUAUCCUUCUCCCUCAAUCCCGGUCCUUGGAGUAUCAAGGAGCACGCAUUGGUCUUCAUCAUGUCCAAUGUGUCCAUAUCGUCGCCGUACGCCUUGAACGUGAUCGUCGUGUCCCAGGUCUAUUACGAGCAAAGUUUUGACUACUGGUUUGAGCUGACGCUUGUUCUCGCGACUCAGCUGACUGGAUUUGGACUUGCGGGGCUAUGUCGGCGGUUCCUUGUAUGGCCGGCAUCCAUGGUCUGGCCCUCAAACCUCGUCGCAUGCACUCUGUUGAACACACUCCAUGCUGAGGAAGAGGGUCUGAUCGCGGACAAUGCCAGCAUUAACGAGCCACGUCGCAGUGGGAUGACGCGGUAUCGCUACUUCUGCUGGGUGUGCGCGGGUGCCUUCCUUUUCUUCUUCUGCCAUCUGCCAGGCUUCCUUUUUGUAGGAUUGUCGGUGUUCUCGUACGUCUGCUGGGCGGCGCCGAACAACAUCCCUGUCAACCAGCUCUUCGGCGUGAGCUCCGGCCUUGGUAUGGGCAUAUUGACGUUCGACUGGACGCAAAUAUCGUGGAUAUCCAGUCCGCUUAUGGUGCCAUGGUGGGCGCAAGUCCACAUCUUCACUGGCUUCGUGCUGUUCUUCUGGAUAUUGACGCCGAUAUUGUACUACACAAACACGUGGGAGCUGUCAUACUUCCCAAUCUCCGCCAACGAGCCAUAUGACCGCUUCGGGCGCCCGUACAACAUCUCGCGCGUGCUCACGAAGGACGACACGUUCGACGAGGAGGCGUACAACAACUACUCCCCGUUGUUCUUGCCGGCGACGUACACGAUCACGUACUUGCUCGCCUUCGCGCUGUCCACGAGCGUCAUCGUGCACACCAUCCUCUACCAUGGUCGCACGCUGAUCAACGGCGCGAAGCGGCUGCGGGUGGAGGCCGACGAUAUCCACGCGAAGCUCAUGCGUAACUACCCUGAGGUGCCGAACUGGUGGUACCUGAGUGCGUUAGUUGUCUUCUUCAGCUUGGCUAUCGUCGCGGUGGAGGUCUGGGACACGACUGUGCCGGUGUACGCGCUAGUCGUCGCGGUCAUCCUGCCGAUCUUGUAUGUACUGCCCAGUGGCUUCGUCUAUGCGAUGACCGGACAAGGCAUUGGGAUCAACAUCCUGGCGCAGAUUGUGCCAGGGACGCUCGUUCCGGGUAACCCGCUCGCGAACAUGAUCUUCAAGGCGUAUUCCGUUCAGACGUUGGCAUCGGCGCAGAACUUCGUGCAGGAUCUCAAGCUUGGCCACUACGUCAAGGUGCCCCCACGCGCGACCUUCAUGGUCCAACUGGUUGCGACGAUUCUGAGCGCGUUCCUGCAAGUCGGUGUUAAGACAUGGUUGUUCAGCAACGUGCACGACAUCUGCACAGAGGGGCAGAAGAGCCAGCUCACUUGUCCGCACAACCAGGUCUACUACACCGCGAGCGCUGUCUGGGGUCUCAUCGGCCCAGUGCGCCAGUUCGGCUCGAACUCGAUCUACCACCCGCACCUCUACGCGAUGGUCAUCGGCGUCUUCCUCCCCUUCCCGUUCUGGUUCUGGCAGCGGCGGCAUCCGAACUCAUGGAUCAAGUACGUCUCGACGCCGGUUAUCUUGAACGGUGUCUCGCAGAUCCCACCCGCGACGGGCAUAAACUACUCGAGCUGGUUCUUGGUGGGCUUCGUCUUCCAGUACCUCAUCCGGAAGCGGAACUUCGCGUGGUGGAGCAAGUUCAACUAUGUGACGAGCGCGGCGAUCGAUAGUGGCACCGUCAUAUCGCUCAUCUUCAUCUUCUUGACGCUGCAGUUCCCAAAAGGGGGCGUCAACCUAGAUUGGUGGGGUAACACGGUGUUCAUGAACACGGCCGACUUCAAGCGCUCCCCGUUACGGAGCGUUCCCGAGGGCGGGAUUCCCUCGGCCUCAUAG